Equus quagga is the source of this 2239-nucleotide messenger RNA. RefSeq names its product granulin precursor (gene GRN). The transcript is spliced from 13 exons. Lineage: Eukaryota; Metazoa; Chordata; Mammalia; Perissodactyla; Equidae. The coding region runs from base 161 to 1924 and encodes 587 amino acids. Gene Ontology annotation, cellular component: extracellular region. Gene Ontology annotation, biological process: regulation of inflammatory response. The record is from RefSeq and is a predicted model, not a curated record.
GCCCCGCCUCUACGCCGACGAUUAGCCAAUGGGAGCGCGACACCCCGGACAUGUGACCAAUGGAAACUGAGGUGGGAGGGCCAUCGCGCUGAGCGGCCCAAGUCCGUGAGCUGCCCGGCCGCUGCUAUCCUGGGGGCGCGGACCCUGACGCAGGCAGACCAUGUGGACCCUGGUGAGCUGGGUGGCCUUAGUGGCAGGGCUGGUGGCUGGAACACAGUGCCCAGAUGGUCAGCUCUGCCCUGUGGCCUGCUGCCUGGGCCCAGGAGGAGCCAGCUAUAGCUGCUGCAAUCCCCUUCUGGACAAAUGGCCUGCAGUGCUGAGCAGGCGUCUGGGCAGACCCUGCCAGACAGAUGCCCAUUGCUCUCAUGGCUACUCCUGCCUCAGCACCAUCUCGGGGACCUCCAGCUGCUGCCCAUUCCCAGAGGCCGUGUCAUGUGGAGAUGGCCGCCACUGCUGCCCACAUGGCUUCCACUGCAGUGCUGAUGGGCGGUCCUGCUUCCGAAGAUCAGAUACCAGUUCCUUGGGUGCUGUCCAGUGCCCCGGUAGCCAGUUUGAAUGCCCCAACUCCUCCACGUGCUGCCCUAUGCUCGAUGGCUCCUGGGGAUGCUGUCCCAUGCCCCAGGCUUCUUGCUGUGAAGACAAGGUGCAUUGCUGCCCCCAUGGUACCUCCUGUGACCUGGCUCAUGCCCGCUGCCUCGCAGCCAUGGGCACCCACCCCCUGGCAAAGAAGAUCCCAGCACAAAGGACUAAUAGGGAAGUGGUCAUGUGCCCUGAUGCCCGGUCCCGGUGCCCUGAUGGUUCUACCUGCUGCGAGCUGCCCAGUGGGAAUUAUGGCUGCUGCCCAAUGCCCAAUGCCAUCUGCUGCUCCGACCACCUGCACUGCUGCCCCCAGGACACUGUGUGCGACCUGAUCCACAAUAAGUGCCUCUCCAAGGAGAAUGCUACAGACCUCCUCACCAAGUUGCCGGCACACACAGUGCAAGAGGUGAAGUGUGAUAUGGAGAUGAGCUGUCCAGACGGUUACACCUGCUGCCGCCUACAGUCAGGGGCCUGGGGCUGCUGCCCUUUUGCUCAGGCUGUGUGCUGUGAGGACCACAUACACUGCUGCCCGGCCGGGUUUAGGUGUGACACAGAGAAGGGUACCUGUGAACAGGGCACCCUCCAGGUGCCCUGGAUGGAGCAGGCCCCAGCCCACCUCAGCUUGCUGGACCCCCAAGCCAUGGAGAGUGAUGUCCCCUGUGAUAAUGUCACCAGCUGUCCCUCCUCCAAUACCUGCUGUCGACUCAUAUCUGGGGAGUGGGGCUGCUGUCCUGUACCAGAGGCUGUCUGCUGCUCUGACCACCAGCACUGCUGCCCCCAGGGCUACACGUGUGUGGCUGGGGGGCAGUGUCAGAGGGGGAACAAGAUGGUGACCGGACUGGAGAAGACACCUGCCCGCCGAGCUUCCCUGUCCCACCCCAGGGACAUGGGCUGUGACCAGUUCACCGGCUGCCCGGUGGGGCAGACCUGCUGCCCAAGCCUGAGUGGGCGCUGGGCCUGCUGCCAGUUGCCCCAUGCCGUUUGCUGUGAGGACCACCAGCACUGCUGCCCAGCUGGGUACACCUGCAAUGUGAAGGCCAGAUCCUGUGAGAAGGAGGUGGACUCUGCCCAGCCUGCUGCCCGCCUGCCUGUUGGCCCUCACGUGGGUGUAGGGGACGUGCAGUGUGGGGAAGGGCACUUCUGCCACGACAACCAGACCUGCUGCCGAGCUAGCCAAGGGGGCUGGGCCUGCUGUCCCUACAGCCAGGGCGUGUGUUGUGCGGAUCAGCGUCACUGCUGUCCUGUUGGCUUCCGCUGCGCGGCCAAGGGCACCAAGUGUCUGCGCAGGACAGCCCUGCGCUGGGACACUCCUGUGAGGGCUCCAGCCCCGAGACAGCUGCUGUGAGGGGGGACUGAGGACUGAAGAUACUGCAGCCCUCGGGACUCUGCUCAGAGGGUGCCCACUGCUCAGGCCUCCCCAGCACCUCUCCCCUACCAGAUUCUCCUGGACCCCUCCAUUCUGAGUCUCCCCUUCACUGUGGGAGGUGCGGCCUCAAUCUAAGGCCUUCCCUAUCAGAAGGGGGGCUGUGGUGAAAGCCACGUAACAAGCUGCCAUCACCUCCCCCAAUUUCUGUGGACCCUGUGGCCAGGUGCUCUCCCCUAUCCACAGGAGUGUGUGUGUGUGUGUAUGUAUGUGCUGCAAUAAAGUUUGUACACUUUC